Molecule: messenger RNA, 3131 nt
Organism: Saimiri boliviensis boliviensis (Bolivian squirrel monkey)
Lineage: Eukaryota; Metazoa; Chordata; Mammalia; Primates; Cebidae
Gene: CBFA2T2
Product: CBFA2/RUNX1 partner transcriptional co-repressor 2
Biological process (GO): negative regulation of DNA-templated transcription; DNA-templated transcription
Cellular component (GO): nucleus
Molecular function (GO): transcription corepressor activity
Source: RefSeq, a predicted model, not a curated record
GGGGCGGCGCGCGGCCUAACCGCGGCGGCGGCGGCGGCGGCGGCGACAGCAGCAGUGGCGGUGUCUGCUAACUCGGCCGCUGCAGAUCUCGCGGCGACGCCUGCGAGGGGCCCGGUCCGCGGGUCGAGGCGGGCGGCGCCUGCGAGGGACCCGUGUCGCGGGUCGAGGCGGGCGGCGCGCGGCGGCGGCGGUGGCGGCGCUCGGCGAUGGUGGGCGUCCCUGGAGCGGCCGCCUUCCAGCUUGGUCCUGAGAAAAGGGUGCCAGCAAUGCCUGGAUCACCCGUAGAAGUGAAGAUACAGUCCAGAUCCUCACCUCCCACCAUGCCACCCCUCCCACCAAUAAAUCCUGGAGGACCGAGGCCAGUGUCCUUCACUCCUACAGCAUUAAGCAAUGGAAUCAACCAUUCUCCUCCUACCCUCAAUGGCGCCCCAUCACCACCACAGAGAUUCAGCAAUGGUCCUGCCUCUUCCACAUCAUCUGCACUCACAAAUCAGCAGUUGCCAGCCACUUGUGGUGCUCGACAGCUCAGCAAGUUGAAACGCUUUCUUACCACCCUGCAACAGUUUGGCAAUGACAUCUCCCCUGAGAUUGGGGAGAAGGUGCGGACUCUUGUUCUUGCACUGGUGAACUCAACAGUGACAAUUGAGGAGUUCCACUGUAAGCUCCAAGAAGCUACAAACUUCCCCCUUCGUCCUUUUGUGAUUCCAUUUCUCAAGGCCAAUCUGCCCCUGCUGCAGAGAGAACUGCUGCACUGCGCUCGGGCAGCCAAGCAGACCCCAUCCCAGUACCUGGCUCAGCAUGAACACCUUCUGCUCAAUACAAGCAUUGCAUCGCCUGCUGACUCUUCAGAGCUGCUCAUGGAAGUACACGGAAACGGGAAGAGGCCCAGUCCGGAGAGGAGAGAAGAAAAUAAUUUUGAUAGAGAUACAAUUGCUCCUGAGCCUCCUGCCAAGAGAGUAUGUACCAUCAGCCCUGCUCCUCGGCAUAGUCCUGCCCUCACUGUGCCCCUCAUGAAUCCUGGGGGCCAAUUCCAUCCUACCCCUCCGCCUCUUCAGCAUUACACCUUAGAGGAUAUUGCAACUUCUCACCUGUAUCGGGAACCCAACAAGAUGCUAGAGCACCGAGAAGUUCGUGAUAGACACCACAGUCUUGGUCUAAAUGGAGGCUAUCAAGAUGAAUUGGUAGAUCAUCGUUUGACAGAAAGGGAAUGGGCUGAUGAAUGGAAACAUCUUGACCAUGCACUGAAUUGCAUUAUGGAAAUGGUAGAGAAAACAAGGCGCUCCAUGGCCGUUCUGCGGCGCUGUCAGGAAUCAGAUCGUGAAGAACUCAACUACUGGAAAAGACGGUACAAUGAAAACACAGAGCUGAGGAAAACGGGGACUGAGUUGGUCUCCAGGCAACAUAGCCCUGGGAGUGCAGAUUCUCUCAACAAUGAUUCUCAGAGAGAAUUCAGCAGCAGGCCAGGUACAGGAUAUGUACCUGUGGAGUUUUGGAAAAAAACAGAAGAAGCUGUGAAUAAGGUGAAAAUUCAGGCCAUGUCAGAAGUACAGAAGGCUGUCGCUGAAGCAGAGCAGAAAGCCUUUGAAGUGAUUGCAACAGAGAGAGCACGAAUGGAGCAAACCAUAGCGGACGUCAAGCGGCAGGCCGCGGAGGAUGCUUUCCUCGUCAUUAACGAGCAAGAGGAGUCCACAGAGAACUGCUGGAACUGUGGCCGCAAAGCCAGCGAGACAUGCAGUGGCUGCAAUAUCGCACGAUACUGCGGCUCUUUCUGCCAGCACAAGGACUGGGAGCGGCACCACCGCCUCUGUGGUCAGAACCUGCAUAGCCAGAGCCCCCAUGGCCAGGGCCGGCCACUGCUUCCUGUAGGCAGGGGCUCCUCUGCCAGGUCUGCCGACUGCAGUGUGCCCAGCCCAGCCCUGGACAAGACCUCGGCAACCACCUCACGUUCCUCAACACCUGCCUCCGUGACAGCCAUCGAUACCAGCAGCCUCUGAGCCCCAGACUCUAGUUACCCUGAUGGCCGCUCAGUACCACAGAACGUUUGGACCAAGGGACUGGCUGUAGGAACCCAUGCAUGUAGCUGCUGGGUCAUCAGCAGGAAUUGGAGGCAGGAAGAGUCCAAGCCUGAAUAAUAGCACCCACAGCCUCUCUGGGCACUUCCCAUCUGUGGAGCCAGUGUGCCAUUCUCUGCACAUGGGCAGCCGGCCCAGCCCCACUGCCACCUCCAUGGCUUUCCUGGUUGUUCCUCUCCCCACUGAAGCUGGCUUAGCCAGUUCCUUCUCAGUGUAGACCACCAGCUCCCCUCCCCAUCUCCUUGAGUCAGCAGACUUUUGAAUGUGCCCGGCUAGGCUGGAGGUGGCGGGCAGCAGGCUGGUGGAGGAAGCCUCUCGGAUAGGGAGCAGCCCCCUCACCCUGAACAGCUCCUUCGGCCCCAUCUCUACCCUCAGCAAAUGACACUGGUUGGCCUCAUGGGGACUUGGGUAAGCAACAGGUGGCACUCAGGACUCCCUUCUCAACCCUGCUAUUCAGACUUGUUCAGAUCUCAGAGUCCACAGGAAAGAAGUCACUGUUGCAAUAAAAGCACCCAUAGUAGCAAAAACAUAAACAAAUAAAACUUCCCGCACAUCACAGAUGAUUUUGGACAAGAUUUUCCAACCUUACUGGCUGCUUUAGUUUGGGACCUGUUCUUUUCUCUUGAUUUUGCUUGUGCAGAAAAUAGUUUCCAGCGCAUGGAUUGGUCUGAAAGAGAGUGAGACUCAGUUGUGGAUAGUCUGUUCUCUCUGAGCAUGUUGGCCAAAUUAGUAUCGUCAAAUUACUGAGUGGAUCAUCUCUUGGAAAUACAGACCUUCUCCCACCACUUGGCUGUUUGCACAGUCGUCUUGUUCUGUGUCCUUUUAUCUCAGACCACACACAUCUGGACUGCUGUGGGCAUCUUCUGCCCGUAGGCUCUAUUUGGCAUCCGCUGAGCCACAGUUGUCCUGCUGGACGUGCCAUGGCAGGUUGUUAGGACUCACCCCUGCUGUCAAGGCCUGGUCUCAUCUGAGCAGCCCUUCUGGACCUGAAAGAAUUCUUCAAACCUCAUCAUUUCAGGUCAUUGCACCUACUAAGUGGAUUUAUUAUCAGGCACACAA